Arachis ipaensis is the source of this 1542-nucleotide messenger RNA. RefSeq lists its product as uncharacterized. The record is from RefSeq and is a predicted model, not a curated record. NCBI's taxonomy places the organism in Eukaryota, Viridiplantae, Streptophyta, Magnoliopsida, Fabales, Fabaceae.
AUGGCUGAUGUUCCUCCCCCAACCUCAUCCGAGCUUCUAAGGAUGGUCACCGAGCUUCAACAAGCUAACCAACGAAUGGCGGAGGACAAUCAGCGUAUGCAAAAUCAAAUCGCGCAACUGGAACAUGCUCGUCUGGAGCAUAACAAUAAUAACCAUGAACAACACGGGAAUGAUGAACGGCAAUCGAUACCAACUCAUGUCUCGGAUACCCCGCAACAUAGGGAUGACGAGGAACAACAAAAUGAAGAAGCCCAACCUGAAGAUGAGGCAGAAAACCCAGAUAACUCUGUAGGACCGUUCACAGCUGAGAUAAUGAACUUCCAGCUACCCAGACAGUUCACUCUACCGACCACACUAACCCCAUAUGACGGGCUGGGAGACCCAAAACAACAUGUUAAAAAAUUCCGAUCAAUCAUGAUCGUUAACGGUGCCUCUGAUCCUAUUUUAUGUCGAUGUUUUCCUUCUUUUUUAGAUGGUCAUGCACUUGAUUGGUUUUGUUCCUUGCCUGCAGAUUCUAUUUCACGUUUUCAGGAGUUAGCCAAGCAGUUUGAGGACCAUUUUGCAGCUUCGGCAAUAUAUCUUCACGACUCUGACUACUUAACAACCAUCAAACAGGGUCCACAGGAAAGUCUGAAGGACUACAUAACUCGGUUCACUAAGGUCGUCAUGAGUAUUCCGGACCUCCAUCCCGAGGUGCACCUCCAUGCUAUUAAAAGUGGUCUUCGUCCAGGGAAAUUCCAAGAAACCAUCGCGGUAGCUAAACCGAAAACUCUUGCCGAAUUCCGCAAAAAAGCUAGGGGACAGAUUGAUAUUGAAGAGCUUCGCCAGGCACGGAAGUCAGAAAAAUCAGCCGCUAAAGAUGACGAAAGAGCUCGGGAUACCAAGAAGGGCAAUUACCCCGAGCCCAGAAACGUCGACAAAUCUAAAUACUGCACCUUUCAUCAGAAGCAUGGUCAUACAACUGAUGAGUGUAUAAUUGCUAAAGAUCUCCUAGAGCGGUUGGCACGACAAGACCAUCUUGAUAAAUUUAUUGCAGGUCACAUUCAAAAGAGAACGGCAUCCGGCUCCGAGCAACCCUCAACAGGACAAUCAUCAAAAGAAAGGGAUAAGGCCCCAGCUCAACCACGGGGAGUAAUCAAUUGUAUUUCAGGGGGCUAUGCCGGUGGAGGAAGUACCAACUCGGCCAGAAAACGAACGUACCGAGCUAUGUUAAUGGUCGAAGGCGCUGACCAUAACUCGGCACCGAUCCCAGAGCUCCCCGAACUGACGUUUCGUCCUACUGACUUCAAUUCCGGACAUACGAACUACGACGACCCUGUAGUCGUCUCUAUCCAAUUGGGAGACCUUAUUGUUCGGAAGGCAUUGCUUGAUCCAGGAAGUAGUGCUGAUGUACUUUUUUUUGCAACAUUUCAAAAAAUGAAAUUGAGCACUAACAUUUUGCAGCCAUAUUCAGGAGACUUGGUCGGAUUCUCAGGAGAACGAGUGCCCGUUUUCAAACCUAAGGUGAAUCCGCGUGGAUCCUUCAAUUUACACCACUUUUGA